AAGAGGCUUGGAGUCCAAAGAACUCACCAGUGGCGUCCUUGGAAGCCCCGGACGACUUGAUUUAGGAAACCUAACCUGCCGCCCAGGGCCCACUUUGCCAAUGUUGUGUGGUUAUGUGGUUGGUUCUAUGCAACGACGAACGAACAGUGCGGCGGGAUUGAUUGAUCUAGUGAUCUUCAGCAGUGUAUCUGGUCGCUUCUCGGCCUUUCAUGGGUGGCGGGUUGACAGGGCACUGCGGGAACAGAGGAGGUUAUUACGACGACAAACAUGAGUUACAGCAGGAUGGGAGCCAAAAUUGAUUAUUAGCAGAAACAUGACUGGCUGGCGGAGUCAUGCAGGCAUAUCCAGCGGUAGUGCAGAUAAGUAAGCCAUGUGGUCCGAAAAAUGUAGCAGUACCAUGCCCCUGUAGGUAUGCCCGAUCCAAGAGAGGCCGGAAAAAGGGUAGUGGGGAUCAUCACGAUAAAAGCCACAGGUCAGUUGGACAGGAGGUUCAAAGCUCAAGGCUCCGACAGCAAUCCUUUCCCUUCUGGCGUCAUACCACAGCAAUCGGCAUUUUCGCACUCGGCCUGAUACCUCUCGGCAGUCUUGGCGCCGAGAGCGCACAGCCAGUCAUCCCGAGGUGUGCGAGGCAGGCCAAGAACGCUCCUCUCACGGAAAUUGAUGGGUUGGUAUAUCCGCAUGCGGAAAUAGCAAGAUUCGUAACUGCUUGGCUUACAUAUGCCGCCCCUGCAAGGCGACCACACCUGGUCGUCCGAGAGCACCAGUUCGAUUCAUCGAUUUUGCUGGAACCCGAUGAGUGGUUGCGUCGGAUGCCGUCCCGUCAGAGUUCUUUUUCACGCGGUUCUGAGCUCCUUGAAGAGUUCGUCGACGGAGUAAUGUGUUUAGAUAUAAACAAUUCAUCAACGGGGAACGAAGAAUUAAUCUUGAAUUUUGUCCUUGAACUUUUCGACUAGCGAUCAACGUCCCAAGAGAUAACAGUCCCACUUCUUGUUCGGUCAAGACUCUC
Aspergillus pseudotamarii is the source of this 1006-nucleotide messenger RNA. RefSeq lists its product as uncharacterized. The record is from RefSeq and is a predicted model, not a curated record. Bases 333 to 953 code for a protein of 206 amino acids. NCBI's taxonomy places the organism in Eukaryota, Fungi, Ascomycota, Eurotiomycetes, Eurotiales, Aspergillaceae. The transcript has a single exon.